AUGUCCUUCACCUUCCCUUCCUCGACAGGGAUAGCCAUCCAUCAUACCCCCUACCCCUUCAUCUCCCCAUCAAAAUUCACCAACAAGCUCACCGGAAAAGUAAUCCUCAUCACCGGUGCCUCCCGCGGCAUCGGUCGCGCCACCCUAGCAUUCGCCUCCACCGGCGCCUCCCUCGCCCUCCUCUCCCGCACCGCCUCCACCCUCUCUUCCCUCGUCCAAGAAAUCACCUCGCUGUACCCGCAAACACCAACCCUCUCAAUAACAGCCGAUGUGCUGUCAUCCUCACCCUUUACCAUCAUCGCCGAAAUCGAGGCAAAGCUGGGCAAAGUAGAUAUCCUGAUCAACAACGCAGGAACAUACCGCAUGCGACCAUUCCUCGAAGAACAGACAGCUUCCGACAUCGAUCAAUGGUGGCACAUAUUCGAAGUCAACGUCAAAGCGCCGAUUGCGCUAAUGCACGCCUGUCUGCCCUCUUUUGUCGAGAAGAAGCACGGGAUUGUGAUAAAUGUUGGCAGUUUAGUAGCAGCCGAAACUUCGUUCCCGAAUGUUGCGUCGUAUGCGGCGUCCAAAGCGGCGUUGUUGAGAGUUACGGAACUGUUGGACCUCGAAUUGAGGGAGAAGGGGGUGAAGAGCUUUUAUAUCCAUCCGGGACAGGUGAAGACUGAUAUGUCACUCGGCAGAGGGGCGGGGGAGAAAGGGGUCGUGGGAAGCGAGAUGAGGGAGGUGACGAAAGGAUUUGAGCCACUGUUGAAUGAUGAGCCGGAAUUAGCGGCGUGGAGUAUGGUUGCGUUGGCUGUGUUGGCGGGGAAGGAUGGGGAUGAGAGGGUGGGGGUUUUGAGUGGGAGGUAUUGGAACGUGGAGGAGGAUUUGGGGGAGUUGUUGGAGAGGACAAGGGAGAUUGAGGAGGGGGGAGGUUUGUAUAGGUUGGGGAUCGGGAGGCUGUAA
Messenger RNA from Mollisia scopiformis, 945 nucleotides. RefSeq names its product NAD(P)-binding protein. The record is from RefSeq and is a predicted model, not a curated record. The coding region runs from base 1 to 945 and encodes 314 amino acids. Gene Ontology annotation, cellular component: membrane. The transcript is spliced from 2 exons. NCBI's taxonomy places the organism in Eukaryota, Fungi, Ascomycota, Leotiomycetes, Helotiales, Mollisiaceae.